AUGAUGAUCGUAAUUCAUCAUAAUGAUGAUGAUGAUGAUGAUGAUGAUGAUGAUGAUGAUGGUCAUGACCAAGAUGAUGAUCAUACUAAUGAUAAUGAUCAUACUAAUGAUAAUGAUCAUACUAAUGAUAAUGAUCAUGAUGAUGAUAAUCGUUCUCAAAGUGAUAAUUAUCUAGACAAUUAUAAGGAUGAUCGUACUAAUUGUGAUUAUAAUGAUGAUGAUCAUAAUGAUGCUGAUUAUAAGGAUGAUCAUACUAAUUGUGAUUAUAAUGCUGAUGAUCAUAAAUAUGAUGAUUAUGAUGUGGAUGAUGAUUAUGUUUAUGUUGAUAAUGAUCAUAAUGAAAAUGAUCUUAAUGAUGAUGAUUAUGUUCCGGGUGAUAAUUGUCAUGAUGAUGCUCAUAAUGCUAAUGGUUAUAAUGAUUAUGAUCAUAAUGUUGAUCAUAAUGAUAAUGAUCAUAAUGAUGAUCAUGAUGAUUAUGGUCAAGGUUAUGAUUAUCAUGAUGAUGAUCAUGAUGAUGAAGAUCAUAAUCAAGAUGAUGGUGAACAUAAUGAUUAUGAUAAUGAUGAUGAUCAUCAAAAUGAUAAUGAACAUGAUUAUAAUGAAAAAAAUAAUGCAAAGAACUCAAGAUUCACACGUAAAAAAGAUUUGAUGGCCCUGAAAAGGGCCGAUUGUUUUAGAGGAUGUUGGUAG
This is a messenger RNA of Leptopilina boulardi, 690 nucleotides long. RefSeq names its product protein PFC0760c-like. Lineage: Eukaryota; Metazoa; Arthropoda; Insecta; Hymenoptera; Figitidae. The record is from RefSeq and is a predicted model, not a curated record. Bases 1 to 690 code for a protein of 229 amino acids. The transcript has 4 exons.